Recurvomyces mirabilis is the source of this 1626-nucleotide messenger RNA. RefSeq lists its product as uncharacterized. NCBI's taxonomy places the organism in Eukaryota, Fungi, Ascomycota, Dothideomycetes, Mycosphaerellales, Teratosphaeriaceae. Gene Ontology annotation, biological process: phosphorelay signal transduction system; phosphorylation. The transcript is spliced from 8 exons. The record is from RefSeq and is a predicted model, not a curated record. The coding region runs from base 1 to 1626 and encodes 541 amino acids. Gene Ontology annotation, molecular function: transferase activity, transferring phosphorus-containing groups.
AUGCCCAAUUCUGCUGGCGAUGUGGACCCGAGCCGAUUACGAACCCAGCGCUUCAGGGCUCCUUCAGCAAAUGACGAUGAAGUGGCAAUCGUGCUGAAUAUUCAAAAGCAAGACAGUUGGGUGACUGACAUUCCACGUGGUUCGUGGACUAGAAUCCUCUCCAAUAUUCUGGGUAACUCCUUGAAGUACACGAAAACCGGAGUCAUUUCGGUCACCUUGAAUGCUCAGAAAAACGCUCGGGGCACGGCUACUGUCGAGCUUGUCAUCCAAGAUACUGGCAUCGGGAUGACUGAGAGCUUCCUGGCCACUGAUUUGUUCACGCCAUUCAAACAAGCAGAUCAUCAUGCGAUCGGUACUGGCCUUGGCCUCAGCAUCGUCAAGCAGAUAUCAAGAGAUCUUUCUGGGAGACUUGACGUCCAGAGUACGCUUGGCAAGGGUACCCGGACAUCUCUAAUCCUGGACAUCGACAUUGUGGAGCCUAACGCCGAUGACAUUGAUCGUACGGACUCGCAACUUUUGGAACUAGCAGCAACCCAGAUUUCCCGGCCAUUCCACAUGCUAAGCAUCAACGAUGAUUCGACUCACAGAUCAAGACUAGGCCGAAACGCUACAUCCCAGAGUGUGUCUAACAUGGCAUCGGAAUGGCUAAAGUGCUCUGUCUCCUCCGGGCCGACUUUCGAGGGUCACGCAGAGACUGGAGUGUGUGCGAUCGUGGAGACCGACCUGGUACAUCUUGCAAAGACUGACCCGAAAAGUCUGGCCACGAUGACGUCUGAGCUGGCAGCCAGCGAUGCCCAAUUGAUAGUGCUGGGCUGCAGCCUACAGUCGACUCUGUCUGGUAUAUCUCUCGAGGAGUAUGCAGUACAGCCAACGUUUAUCCAGCAGCCUAUCGGUCCUCGCAAAUUGAUGCGUGUGCUCAGCACGAACGACAGCUCUAUGGGUGCCUACACUCACAGCUCCUUGCUGUAUACCACGACUCCAGACCUAUCAACACCCCUGGUUGUCCGGCGGAACGGUGAGACAUCAGGUCAAGAUGAUGCGUUUCCCUGGAACAGCGAUGGCAGAGGACGCGCAACUUCCGACCAUGGGCCUGCCGCGUCGACUGUGGCAAUACGAAACAGGCCUGGCUCGGUCAUAGCGCGCAAACAAAGGCAGUCAUCUUCGACUGCAGCAGCGGUCCCAUCAAGGUCCGACAGCGACACGGAUCAGGACGGUAGAGCUGAGGGUGCUAUCGCUUCUGGUAGUACUGUAUUGCUUGUGGAGGACAAUCCUAUCAAUAUGCGACUUCUCAAGGUUCUGAUGCAAAAAUUAAAAUUUCCGUACUUCACCGCAAACAACGGUGCGGAGGCCCUCGCCAUGUUUGUCGCCGACCCUGGGAAAAUCUUUUUGAUUCUCACAGAUAUAUCUAUGCCUGUCAUGGAUGGUAACGAAGCCACGGCCAAGAUUCGCGAGGUUGAGCGCAGGCAGAAGCUUCCAAGGACGACAAUCGUGGCGAUUACAGGCGUCACCUCUGCAGCGUCCAGGAAUGCCUCGAUUGCCGCAGGAGUGGACAGAUACUUCACUAAACCAGUCAAGAUGGAGGAGGUCAGUGCUCUACUCAGCGAGAUCCGACCCUCGAAAGUGUAA